This is a messenger RNA of Pleuronectes platessa (European plaice), 6069 nucleotides long. RefSeq names its product gephyrin a (gene gphna). Gene Ontology annotation, molecular function: molybdopterin molybdotransferase activity. Gene Ontology annotation, cellular component: cytosol; dendrite; postsynaptic specialization. Lineage: Eukaryota; Metazoa; Chordata; Actinopteri; Pleuronectiformes; Pleuronectidae. The transcript is spliced from 24 exons. Gene Ontology annotation, biological process: gamma-aminobutyric acid receptor clustering; postsynaptic neurotransmitter receptor diffusion trapping; molybdenum incorporation into molybdenum-molybdopterin complex. The record is from RefSeq and is a predicted model, not a curated record. The coding region runs from base 81 to 2417 and encodes 778 amino acids.
CUCCAGAGGUGCAGCAGCAGCCUCGCGCACCACAUUGUUUCUAUGUACGUGCCGUCACAGUGCAGACAGAGGUUGUAAAUAUGGCGGCGGACGGAAUGGUGCUCACCAACCACGACCAUCAGACCCGAGUGGGCAUUCUGACGGUCAGUGACAGCUGUUACAAGAACUUGGCUGAGGACAGGAGCGGAAUCAACCUGAAAGACCUGGUCCAUGACCCCUCACUGUUGGGAGGAGUCAUAGCAGCCUACAAAGUAGUUCCAGAUGAAAUCGAUGAAAUCAAGGACACUCUCUUGGAGUGGUGCGAUGAACAGGAGCUGAACCUCAUUCUGACUACUGGAGGAACUGGCUUUGCACCACGAGAUGUAACACCUGAGGCAACCAGAGAGGUGAUAGAGCGAGAGGCCCCAGGUAUGGCUCUGGCCAUGCUUAUGGGAUCCCUCAACGUAACACCACUCGGCAUGCUGUCCAGGCCGGUGUGUGGUAUCCGUGGUAAGACUUUGAUCAUCAACCUGCCAGGAAGCAAGAAGGGCUCUCAGGAGUGUUUUCAGUUCAUCUUGCCCGCUCUGCCCCAUGCCAUUGACCUGCUGCGGGAUGCAACGGUCAGAAUUAAAUACACACAUGCCGCUUUGGAGCAGCUGCCGUCCCCUUCCUCUUUGCUGGCCAACACACACAUCAACACUCACAACAACAUGCACACCAUGGAGCGCGGCACCCAGUGUGAGGAUGAGGACGAUGAGGAGGAGGACAUUAGGAGAGGUCACCAUGUGCACAACCACCACCAUCCCCAGCAUGGCUCCUCCCACAUCACCGCAGCUGCUAUUGCUGCCAAGACAAGCCAUGCUGUGGUCAUGGCUAAGGGGGGUCCCUAUCUGCCUGGCACCACACCCGCCCCACCCACUCAUUACACCUGCUCCUGUACUCAUGACCAGCAGAUCCCGGACUCUAUCAUUUCUCGAGGCGUUCAGGUGCUUCCUCGAGAUUCAGCCUCUUUAAGCUCCACCCCUUCCGAGUCACCACGGGCGACCCAGGCAACCUCCCGCCUUUCAACCGCCUCCUGCCCGACACCCAAGGUUCAGUCACGAUGUGGCAGUAAUGAGAACAUUCUGAGAGCAAGCCACAGUGCAGUGGACAUAAGUAAAGUGGCACGUCGUCAUCGCAUGUCCCCGUUCCCAUUGACGUCAAUGGACAAAGCCUUCAUCACUGUUCUAGAGAUGACACCUAUUCUGGGAGUUGAAGUCAUUAACUACAGAGACGGUUUGGGUCGAGUGCUUGCUCAGGACAUCUACGCCAAAGACAACCUUCCUCCGUUCCCCGCCUCUGUUAAAGAUGGCUAUGCAGUGCGAGCUGCUGAUGGCCCCGGAGAUCGCUUCAUCAUGGGAGAAUCACAGGCUGGACAACAGCCCACCCAUACAGUGAUGCCAGGUCAGGUGAUGAGGGUGACAACCGGUGCUCCCAUUCCAUGUGGAGCUGAUGCUGUGGUCCAAGUAGAAGAUACCGAGCUGCUGAGGGAGUCUGAGGAUGGCACAGAGGAGUUGGAGGUGAGGAUUAUGGUUCAGGCCCGGCCAGGACAGGACAUCAGGCCAAUAGGUCAUGACAUCAGGCGAGGCGAGUGUGUGCUGUCUAAAGGAACACACAUGGGUCCGUCAGAGAUUGGCUUGCUGGCUACAGUUGGAGUGACUGAGGUCAGCGUGCACAAGUUUCCUGUGGUGGCUGUGAUGUCCACUGGAAAUGAGCUGUUGAAUCCAGAGGAUGACCUCCACCCAGGGAAGAUCAGAGACUCUAACCGCUCCACUCUUCUGGCCACCAUUCAGGAGCAUGGCUACCCCACCAUCAACCUGGGCAUCGUUGGAGACAACCCUGAUGAUCUGCUGUCAGCUCUCCAUGAGGGAAUCAGUCGUGCCGACGUCAUCAUCACCUCAGGAGGCGUGUCCAUGGGAGAGAAGGACUACCUAAAGCAGGUGCUGGAUAUUGAUCUACAUGCUCAGAUCCACUUUGGUCGAGUCUUUAUGAAGCCAGGUCUUCCUACUACCUUUGCCACAGCUGACAUUGAUGGAGCUCGGAAACUCAUCUUUGCUCUGCCAGGUAACCCAGUGUCUGCAGUGGUGACUUGUAACCUGUUUGUGAUUCCUGCUCUGAGGAAGAUGCAAGGCAUUCUGGAUCCUAGACCUACUAUCAUUAAAGCUAGGCUUUCCUGUGACGUCAAGCUGGAUCCAAGACCAGAGUAUCACCGCUGUAUUCUCACCUGGCAUCACCAGGAGCCACUGCCCUGGGCACAGAGCACAGGUAACCAGGUAUCCAGUAGGCUCAUGUCAAUGCGUAGCGCCAACGGCCUGCUGAUGUUGCCUCCUAAAACAGAGCAGUAUGUGGAGCUACAUAAGGGAGAGGUCGUUGACGUCAUGGUGAUCGGACGACUAUGAUGCAGACUUCAAUGUCACUCCCUACCGAUAACCAUGGCAGUGCCAGGACUUCCUGUCUGGACAGGAUAUGGGCGGGGGCAGGAAGCGAUGCAUGUCUACCUGGUCGCCAUUAGCUGUGAUGUCAUAUGCAACAGCCAAUUGGAGCCAGCGUGGGCUGAAUCCUCAUUGGUCUGCUCUGAGGAGAUCACUGUAUUUCAAUGAAGAAAAAAAAAGUGAAAAGAAAUAUAUAAAAUAUGAGAUUUAUUCUGUAAUAUUAUUAUUACUAUCCUGAUGAUAAUGAUUAUUAAUAUUCUUAAUUAAUAUUCUAUUUAUUAUUAUUGAUUGAAUAGUAACCAUUCCCUCUUCUUUCCUGUUCAUUUGCUUUGUGAGUUUCCCUGGUAGAUAUAGAGACGUAAACUUCCCUUUCCUUCCUUCAUUUCUCCUGACCUCUCUUCUUCUUCUUCUUCUUCUUCUUCUUCUUCUUCUUCUUCUUCUUCUUCUUCUUCUUCUUCUUCUUCUUCUUCUUCCUCGUCUUCUUCUUCUUUUUCUUCUUUUUCUACUCCUGCCUCUGUUCUGGCGCCCCCUAUUAAGAUAUAGAAGCUCCCUAUCCUGCAGUAUUACUACAUCUCCUCUUACAACACACUGACCCUAACAUGAAUAUUGAUCUAAAGGCUUAUAAGGACAACCUCUGAUGAAAGCUGCUGAAAUAGUUUGUGCCAGUACAGAAAAAAUAUAUAUACAUUUGUUGCCAAAAGAGGAAAAAAAUAAUAAAAGGAUCCUUUGUAUUGUUUUGUCCAGAUACAGUAUGAAAACACUUUUGAGACCAUACUGAGACCCUGAAUCCCAUUGUGACUCUCAGUGAAAGCCAUGAAACUCUUGUAAGUGGCUCAGCUUUAAGGCAGAGUGAGGCUGGACCUCCAUCCUCACUCACCACACCAGAACCCUCUGCUCCGACAUCAAAUCUGAACAAAAUCCCGAUGCUAUAUUACACAACGCAGACCCUGCAUUCAAGUGGUGUUUGAUUUACAUAAGGUUUACAACUACAACAUGUCUAUACUUUGUCAGUUUUUGUUCAUUUUUAAAACUAUAAAAAAGAUAUGGCUGACUUUGUUCCAUAUUUUUCAUAUGGUCAUGAAAUCUCAUGAAAAGACUAAAACACGUUGUGAGGGAAACACUCACUGAAGUAAAAGUACAAAUAAAUAGACACAAAUUUACACAUUAUCGUUUCUACUUUAGUAAAAAGUACUUGCUUUUAAAUAUACUUUAAGUAUCAAAAGUCUAAGUAUAGUUGAGUCUAAUAUGUUACCUAAUGCAACAGUCUACCACAUCUUUAUGUCUGAGUCUCUGUUGUGUUUCUUCAUUAGUGACUGAUUCUGCAGCAGGAGGCAGGGUCUAAUGGUACUUUCCCACUUUGAUCGGAUCAGGGGAUUGAUUCUCUUGUAGUCGUUGAUUACUUUAAAAUUAUAAAUGAUAAGUGAUCAUGUAACACAGUGCAUUGUUAACAUGUAGUGGAGUUCAAAUAACAGAUUUGUUGAUAUUUUUAGAGUGAAAUGUACUGGGAAACUAAUCUACUUAAGUAAAGAACAGAUUUAAGAAAAAUUACUAUUUAAAUUCAACUGAUUCCUACUGACGGAAAAUUGAACUGCAACACUCUGACAAGACUUAAUCGAAACUAGAAGUGAGGGUGUGUGGGUUGGCAGCUGGCCACGCUCUUUCCAAGUGUUACAUAAUCCACCUACCACUGUCACUACUCGUUUAAAAUGUAUUGCUCCACCUCUACCCAAUAACAGCUGGGUAUUGUAGUCUUAGCAAAUGCUACUUCAAUAUUAGUUCCUACAUAAGUAAAUGGGACAUUUACUGUGGUUUGCUUUCAGCAGCAGACUCAUCAUUUGGUGCUAGAUUGAGUAUCUCUGACAGUAGAACAGUGUGCGGAAGCAUGUGUGUGUAGGUUUUUACUGUGUCACAUAGGAUUACAAAUAUUGUUGGUUUUGGUCUUUUCAUGGGAUCUAGUGAAAAUAAUAUGGAAUAUUAUCAUUCUGUCAGCAGCCAAAGAUUACUAUACCUAGUCAACAGCUUAUGUCAGAGACUGGCUUUGCUUUGUGUUCUGGCUAAUCAGGAGCCUCCAUCUUUUUUCAAGUUUUUACCUACAAACCAUAGGGACGUGGACAACAGAAGUCCAAGUGACAAGACAUGUGUCAAACUCAGAGAAACUCUGACGUGACAUCGCUUGAAAGCAGGAUGUCACAUUCAGGUGCUCGUAAACUGUACAACUAGUGUAUUUCUACCACAAUGGUGUUAAGGUGCUUGUCGAAGUCGGUGCAGUUCAAGGCUGUAAAUCAAACUACAACAUGUGACCGCUUCGCUCUCGAUGUACUGUACUGUAGUCUGAGCAACACUGAGACAUCUAGAAAACCUUCUGUGAGAUUCAGCCCAUGACUAGUUUAUUUAACAAGCAAGUAGAGCUACAGCGUCCUGCUGAUUAAAGACCAACCUUAAAUUGUUUACCAGUUAACAAGGAUCAUUCAAAUGCAUCAUAUGCAGUGUGUGAGUUAUACACAUUCACUUAUGCCCCAUACCUUCUCCCCUCUACUUCCUCUGAUUCUCCCUGUCAGAUUGAUCAGUGCAAAACAACCCCUUAUGGUCAAAGGUCUGAUUCUGCAUUCAGGUCAUGGUGGAAACGCUCGUAUUUAAAUGUAAUGGUACUUUACAACACCCACAUGACAUUGUUUGAGUUUUUCUGAUGUCAUUCCCCCUGAUGAUCAUAGUUAAGACAUUCUUUCCAGAUAAGAACCUUGUGUCUACAAAAUAAUUUUGACCUGAAUACCACACAAGUCAGUGUUUCUGACCUUUGACCCUCUCUUUAUAGGCUGACGCAGUCUUUCUCCACCUCUCCACUCAUUCCUUCCUCUCCUCAUCCUCCACUUAUCCUUCCCACACACUUGCAUGCCCAUUAAAGGGAGUGGGGGGUGUCUUUCUCUUUGGGCAGGAUUGAUUCCAGGCCUGAGACCAGGGUGCAGCGUCUGGACGUCUUCUGAUCUGACUAAAAACUACAUUUAUGAAAGAUCUUGAUGUGACCACUGGUGCGUAAGAUGAGUUUUCAGAGCCCAUGCUCGGGGUACCAACACAGUCUUCUCAUUCACUCCUCUGGCUCAGAUGUCAGAAACUUUCCAGUUACCUCAAAUGCGCACCAUACAUCUGCCAAUGGCUCAUGCUGGGUUCAUGUCAUGUAAUACAAAUUGGAAAAACAGGGUGAAAGGCAGACAUAAAUUCACUGAAAAGUCCACAUCCAAAUGUUUUUUUUAAAUAAACUGAAUUAAAACACAUUUAUUACAUCCAGAAGCUCAUAUUUACAGGAAACCCAUAUUGACAUGAACGCAGCAUCAGAGCUUCUUCUGGCACCUGCCCAUUGAGGACCAAUCAAUCCCAGAUAGAUUAAUUUGAGUAAGAAGAAGCAGGUUCUUGUUAAACUGCCUUUGUACUGAGUGAUUCGUAACACUGGACUGAACUCAGUGUCACACUGCACAUACUAUAAACUAUGACCAGCACUUGUAAUGAAGCAAUGACACAGCAUUCUACUACUAUUGUAUAGAUAUGAUAAAGAGGAUGUUUUUUUCUGUAAUAUUAUUGAAACUGAAGAUGAAUUAAUAAAAAUAAUCCUGAUUAUUCUGUACUA